CCGAGCUUGCGACUCGUGGACAGGCGUCCUCGGCGCAGAGACCGGACUGCGAGACGUCGCCCAAGUGCCUUUCAUCUGAGAAGUUCAAGGCACUUGUAGAACUUCUGCCGCACAGGCCGUGGGUCUUGCAGCACAUUUGUAAGCAUGGCUGCCAUCCGGAAGAAACUGGUGAUUGUUGGUGAUGGAGGCUGUGGCAAGACUUGUUUGCUCACCGUCUUUAGCAAGGACCAGUUCCCAGAGGGGUAUGUACCCACAGUGUUUGAGAACUAUGUGGCAGAUAUCGAAGUUGAUGGAAAGCAGGUAGAGUUGGCUUUGUGGGAUACAGCUGGGCAGGAAGAUUAUGAUCGCUUGAGGCCUCUUUCCUAUCCGGACACUGAUGUUAUACUGAUGUGUUUCUCCAUUGACAGCCCUGAUAGUUUAGAAAAUAUCUCAGAAAAAUGGACCCUGGAAGUCAAGCACUUCUGUCCCAACGUGCCCAUCAUCCUGGUUGGGAACAAGAAGGAUCUUCGGAAUGGUGAGCACACAAGGCGGGAACGAGCCAAGAUGAAGCAGGAGUUGGUGAAACCUGAAGAAGGCAGAGAUAUGGCAAACAGGAUUGGCACUUUUGGGUACCUGGAGUGUUCAGCAAAGACCAAAGAUGGAGUGAGGGAGGUUUUUGAAAUGGCCAGGAGAGCUGCUCUGCAAGCCAGACGUGGGAAGAAAAAAUCUGGGUGCCUUGUCUUGUGAAACCCUGCUGCAAGCACAGCCCUCAUGUAGUUAAUUUUGAAGUGCUGUUUAUUAAUCUUAGUGUAUGAUUACUGGGCUUUUUCAUUUAUCUAUAAUUUACCUAAGAUUACAAAUCAGAAGUCAUCUUGCUACCAGUAUUUAGAUGCCAACCAUGAUUAUUAAUGAUGUCCAACCCACCUGACCACCCGGUUCCUUCUGACACCACUCUAACAGCCCUCCUCUGCUCUCGCACCUGACAUACCAGGUGCUAAUUCAAGGAAUUUCUUAACUUCUUGCUUCUUUCUAGAAAGAGAAACAGUUGGUAACUUUUGUGAAUUAGGCUGUAACUACUUUAUAACUAACAUGUCCUGCCUGUCAUCUGUCAGCUGCAAGGUACUCUAGUGAGUCCCUACUUCAGAGCUUUGCUCCUUAACAGAUUUUGUCAUAGCUCUGUGAUGGGCAUCCAGUUUUUUUUUGAAAAUGCUCAUCCAGAAAGGCCCAAGUCUAUGCAGCUGUGGCAGAGUUACAGUUCUGUGGUUUCAUGUUAGUUACCUUAUAGUUACUGUGUAAUUAGUGCCACUUAAUGUAUGUUACCAAAAAAUAAAUAUAUCUACCCCAGACUAGAUGUAGUAUUUUUUGUAUAAUUGGAUUUCCUAGUACUGAUAUUUGUCAUCCCUGCAGAAAGUGUAUUGGUUUUUUAAAAAAGAAAGUGUAUUUGAAAAUAAAGUCAGAUGGAAAAUUAAAAAAAAAAAAAA
Molecule: messenger RNA, 1460 nt
Organism: Mustela lutreola (European mink)
Lineage: Eukaryota; Metazoa; Chordata; Mammalia; Carnivora; Mustelidae
Product: transforming protein RhoA-like
Exons: 1
Coding region: 145-726 (193 amino acids)
Biological process (GO): small GTPase-mediated signal transduction; stress fiber assembly; cell migration
Cellular component (GO): dendritic spine; cleavage furrow
Molecular function (GO): GTP binding; GTPase activity
Source: RefSeq, a predicted model, not a curated record